UGAAAGAGUCCGAUUCGGUUUAAAAUAUCCGACCCGCAACUCCAUGGAUUCAGCUGAGAACCGACCAACCCGGGUCGCGCCCCACUUCCCUCCCAUAAGAAUUAAGAAUCCACCUCUCUCAGACAUUCUACAGCGUGGGAGGUUGUCUUCGUUUUGUGAAAAAUGGGAGGAGGAUUUAGGGUGCUGCAUCUUGUUAAGCCAUUCCUUUCUUUUCUGCCUGAAGUUCAGAGUGCUGAUAGGAAGAUUCCCUUCAGAGAGAAAGUCAUAUACACUGUGAUUUCUCUUUUUAUCUUUCUAGUCUGCAGCCAGCUUCCUCUGUAUGGCAUACACUCAACUACUGGUGCUGACCCUUUCUACUGGAUGCGUGUUAUUCUUGCUUCCAACCGUGGAACUGUCAUGGAGUUGGGAAUUACGCCCAUCGUGACAUCUGGACUGGUGAUGCAACUCCUGGCUGGGUCAAAAAUAAUCGAAGUUGACAACAAUGUCCGUGAGGACCGUGCUCUAUUGAAUGGUGCUCAGAAGCUUCUGGGUAUCUUGAUUGCGGUUGGAGAGGCUGUUGCUUAUGUCCUGUCAGGAAUGUAUGGAAGUGUCAGUCAACUCGGAGUUGGUAAUGCUAUUCUGAUAAUUCUUCAACUAUGCUUUGCUGGUAUAAUCGUGAUUUGCUUAGAUGAGCUUCUCCAAAAGGGUUAUGGUCUUGGUUCUGGGAUAUCCUUAUUCAUUGCUACCAAUAUCUGUGAAAAUAUUAUCUGGAAAGCAUUCAGUCCUACAACUAUCAAUAGCGGCAGGGGUGCUGAGUUUGAGGGUGCAGUCAUCGCAUCGUUCCAUUUGCUUAUAACCAGAACGGACAAAGUGCGUGCACUCCGAGAGGCAUUUUACCGGCAGAAUCUUCCAAAUGUGACUAAUCUUCUUGCAACUGUAUUGAUCUUCCUCAUUGUGAUCUAUUUCCAAGGUUUUCGAGUGGUGUUGCCUGUGCGAUCCAAAAAUGCCCGCGGACAACAGGGAUCUUACCCAAUAAAGCUUUUCUACACCUCCAAUAUGCCUAUUAUUCUUCAGUCUGCACUUGUAUCCAAUCUUUACUUCAUUUCUCAGUUGUUAUACAAAAGGUAUGGUGGAAACUUCUUGGUCAACUUGCUGGGCAAGUGGAAAGAAUCUGAAUAUUCUGGUCAAUCAGUUCCUGUUGGUGGCCUUGCUUAUUAUGUCACUGCUCCGUCAAGCUUAUCAGACGUGGCAGCAAAUCCUUUCCAUGCACUUUUCUAUAUAGUAUUCAUGCUUGCUGCCUGUGCCCUGUUCUCAAAGACAUGGAUUGAAGUUUCUGGAUCCUCAGCCAAAGAUGUAGCGAAGCAGCUCAAGGAGCAACAAAUGGUUAUGCCUGGGCACCGGGAUUCCAAUUUGCAGAAGGAACUGAAUCGCUACAUACCAACUGCUGCAGCUUUUGGAGGAAUGUGUAUCGGUGCAUUGACAGUGUUGGCAGAUUUCAUGGGUGCUAUUGGUUCAGGAACUGGAAUUCUUCUUGCUGUUACAAUCAUCUAUCAGUACUUUGAGACCUUUGAGAAGGAGAAAGCAAGUGAACUUGGUUUCUUUGGCUUUUAAGCCCAUAGUUUAGAGUUAUUCAUAUCUUCUUGAAGUGCUAGAGAUGGUGUCAUGGCGAUUUUAGAUUCACACUAUGGAUAGAUAUUCUGUGGAAUACAGGUUCAGAAAGAGCUGACUUACAUAAGGCCACCUAAUUUAGAGUCAGAAGCAAGGCAAAUUCAGGAAAGCGAAUAGGUUUGAAGAUUUACACUAUUUGAUUCUGGAAGUUAGUUCUGCAGCUUCUGCACUGUGGUGCUCAUAGGUCAUUGGUAUACAGGACUACCAAGCAAAAGACUAUUUUUACUCGGUGUUUUCUUGGCUAAAGACCUUUUAGAACUAAAAGUUGUUGGGGAAAUUAGAUCUCAGAUUCGAAGUUUUACUAAAAAUGAGUAUGUCUUGAUACUUCAGCGAUUCUUCGGUAGAAAUUUUUGAUGUAUUAACUUGGCUCCCCUAUCUUGGCAUGGCCCAUGUCGUGCUGGGUUGUUGCAUUUAUGGUUGCAGAUGCACUUCAAUUCGGUCUUUGCUGUGAAACAGUUGGUAGCUGAGAAUUGAGAUCAGACUUCAAUCAUAGCCUGUGAUCCCUUCUUGGGUGAUUAGAGCCGAGUGGAGAUCAGAGCAUCAUUUUUUGUUCACCAUUUGGAGUGUUAUUCUUGUUGUUUUGGGUAAUUCUAUUCUGACAAAAAGCUGAUCGGUUAAUAUCAAUAUCGACGGGGACACAGGUGGAAAUAAUUGGAUAUUUUCCAUAUAGUUGUCAUUGGAAACUUCAAGUGGCGAAUUUCGGUGUGAGGUGAAUUCAAUUGUUCAUUCUCAUGUUCGAAGUGGAAUGAUAUUUGAAAUAACAAUAACUAUUAUUGAUGA
This is a messenger RNA of Sesamum indicum (sesame), 2427 nucleotides long. RefSeq lists its product as uncharacterized. The record is from RefSeq and is a predicted model, not a curated record. Gene Ontology annotation, cellular component: membrane. NCBI's taxonomy places the organism in Eukaryota, Viridiplantae, Streptophyta, Magnoliopsida, Lamiales, Pedaliaceae. Gene Ontology annotation, biological process: protein transport.